AUGUUCUGUGGCCCCCGGGGUGUCACAUGGCACACGGAUGCAGACGAGGCCCAGAAAGAAGCCGCCUCCGUGGACAUUGGCUCUUGGGCCCAGCCGCCACCCAGGCCCACGGAUCAGAAGGAGCUGAGCUUCGCCGACCAGGUGCCUAUGGCCCUGAGGCUUAGCUUGGCUCACACGGUGGCAACACAGCCUUUCGACGAGGUGCAGUUUGCCGACAAGGAGGCGGGGGACAGACCCCACCUCAGGGAUGACUGGCAACCAAGCCAGGAGACAAGGGCUUUCCAUCCCCAGCUGGCGGCGGCGAUGGACAUCACCAAGAAGAGCUCGGGCCCGGUGGACAAGCAGCCCAAGAAGCCCACGGAGGAGGAGUUCUUGGAUCACAUCAACCCCCAGCUGGAUGUGAUCGUGGAGAUGCAGGCGGGCGCACAGAGUGUCGAGGAGGCAAAGGGUGCGUCAAUCCUCCGGCAGCUGGAUACAGAGAAGCUUCGCUCCCUUCUUAAGCGAAAUUACCUCCAGGGCCCUGGGAAUCAGGGAGACGAGUUUGUUGCUGCGCAGACUAGCCUGGAAGAGGCCAAGGCCUCGAACAAGCGCAUGCAGGAUGAGGGAUCCCAGCGCUCCCAGCUCCUCCGGCCGGUGGCGGACUCCAUUGAUACCUGGGGCACCCAGCUGCGCGCGGCCCUGGAGAUGAACGUGUUCAACCCGGAGUGCCCGCUCAAGGAUAUGGAGCUUGAUGACAUCGAGGCCCUUAGGGAAAGGUACUUGAACACGAAGUUCCUGCUAAACCAGAGCAGGAAUCCGUUCCCUGCCUCUCUUCUGCAAGAGCUUCCCACUUUGGCCGCUCUGCAGCGUGAGGGCGAGCGGGUCGCCCGGGACUCCGGCGAGGGGCUGUCUUCCACAGGCGCCUUUGGCCCUGAGGAGCAGUCCCCGGAGGCAUUCUUGGGUGUUCCAGUGGGCUCGGUCGAGUUCCAGAUGCUUCGCCUCAAACGUAUCAUCGAGCUGCACAUGGGGGAGCAGCGCAUGAUCGGGGGCAGAUGGAAGCAGCACCCGGGGUUGCAAUGGGCACGAGGGGGACGGGAACACCCACUGGAGAAAGGAGGUGCAGACGUGGGCCUCUUCUCCUGCUUCGGCCACACCUACUCGGCCAGGCACCUUUACGCGGUGUGGAGCCACCUGCCGAUCACCGUCAGGCCCCACAAGAGAGGGGCCAAGAACAAGCAGCAGAACCUGCAGCGACGAGACGACCACCGUGAUUUGAUGAAGGAGGCCAAGGAGUUUGUGAUUCUGCACGACCUCCCGGUGCCCACGACAAACCAGGAGUGGAAGCAGCUCUACCGCGAAAUCGGCUCCUUUUUCGCUGCCAAGGUCUUCAUCAACCGUACGCCGCAGGUGGUCUUGGAUCUCCCUGUUUCGGACAUCCAUGACUCCAAGCAGCACAUGCGAUUGAGAGCCGUAUGUGACGAAAGGAUCACCCUUCCUUUGAAGGCCUUCCGGCACUUCCCGGAGAUCUACAACUUGCUCUCCAACUCGUUGGGUCAAGAGUCGGUGGUGGAGGUCAAGAUGGCGUGGCGCUGCAACACCGUGCAGCGGUGGACAGCCCGCCUCAAGCCGGAGUACGCCGGCCCCAUCUACCGCAAGCUUGGCUACUCGGAGAGCCACAUCAAAGGCCUCGGCUUGGGGGACAGGGACACCUCAGCUGCCUUUGGCGCUGAAAGGAUUCCCCUGGACCCGGGGUCGGAGCAGGAGCGCUCCCUCCCGCCCAUCACCCCGGACAAUGUCACGAGCGUGGCCUCGGACGACUACAAGAAGAAGAACGUGGGGGACAAGACGGCCCACGUGUUCUGGGCCAAGAUGGAGUGUGGCCUGGUCCUCAGCUCCGUCUCUCCGUGGGAGAUUGUGGACAAGAAGAAGGGCGAGACCCGGGGGCUACGUUUGCCGCCACUGCAAGGGGUUUUGGCGCAGUGGCAGAGGUGCCAGCAGCACCGAGGGAAGUCCGCGCAGCUCCAGCUCAUCCUGGACGAGCCCCCCCUGCACCUCUACGAGUCCUGGGUCAAGGACCGGAUCGAGUUCUACAAGAAGGUGGAGCCCACGGCGGCCCCCCGUGAUCGCUCCCUCCGGGUCAACCCGAGCCUCAGCUCCAGGCUCCGGUUCAGCAAGACGAACCUCAUGGGCCAGGUUUCCGACAUGAUCUGGUCGGUGGUGCUCUCCAACCCGGAGCGGGAUGGCCUCAAGAAGAUCCACGAGCUUGCGGCAUCCCGGGUCCGCCCGGCCUGA
Molecule: messenger RNA, 2271 nt
Organism: Symbiodinium sp. CCMP2592
Lineage: Eukaryota; Dinophyceae; Suessiales; Symbiodiniaceae
Source: the annotation of a GenBank genome assembly